Messenger RNA from Hyaloscypha bicolor E, 4335 nucleotides. RefSeq lists its product as uncharacterized. The record is from RefSeq and is a predicted model, not a curated record. Bases 271 to 4194 code for a protein of 1307 amino acids. Gene Ontology annotation, biological process: arachidonate metabolic process. Gene Ontology annotation, molecular function: ADP binding. Lineage: Eukaryota; Fungi; Ascomycota; Leotiomycetes; Helotiales; Hyaloscyphaceae. Gene Ontology annotation, cellular component: membrane. The transcript has 6 exons.
GGCUGUGACGGCUUAUGAAAUAGUCAAUAAGGGAGCGGCGACGCGAUAACCACUCCCACUCAGCUUGCCAAAUAUAGUUUGGUCAGGCAUGGAUGGGGGACAUUCCCUUGAAAUGCGUGGCUUGCAGAGCGGUGAGUGAGGCCCGCCCGGCGGUUACCUACAAAAGAAAUUAGGGACACUAUUAAGCCUUCCGCACGAAGGGUACUCUUUAUCCCCUCCAAGAUUUUCUUCCAUAUUUCGCAGUGCGAAUACAGAAACUGACCCUCCAUAAUGGACAAAACGAUCGGUUUGGGACGGUAUCCCGCCCCCCAAAAGCGUCAUCUCCGCGUCUUAUCGCUUGACGGUGGUGGAGUCCGUGGCCUCUCCAGCCUGAUCACACUGAGGUCCUUGAUGGCCCAAUUAAAUCACGAGAGACGACAAGCAAAGCUUUCGUCUGUCAAACCUUGCGAUGUAUUCGAUCUGAUUGGGGGUACAAGCACAGGCGGCCUUAUUGCCAUUAUGCUUGGUCGACUUGGAAUGGAUGUUGACGAGUGCAUCAUGGCGUACAACAAUCUCACCAAGCGGAUUUUCAAUCAGCAGGAGCACUGGGUUCCACUUAGCUGGACCGCUAGCACUCGGGGGAGGUAUAGCUCUCAAACCCUUGAAUUAGCAAUUCAAGAAGUUAUCUCCAAUAUUGAAGGGGUGACCGAGGCAGACAAGAUGGAUGACGGAACUGAAAGAAGGUGUCGCGUGUUUGUCUGCGCAACCGCCAUCGAGACAACAGGAACGACCUGCCUCCGGAGCUACAAUCUACACGAUGGGCUCGGUAUCCCCGCGACCAUUUGUGAAGCCGCCCUUGCCACCUCUGCUGCUACGACUUUUUUUGACCCUGUAACAAUCGGCAAUCGACGAUUCGCUGACGGCGCAUUAGGUGCGAAUAAUCCAGUAGAAGUGGUGGAGGGGGAGAUCAAGAACAUAUGGAGCCCAUUUGGUGGGAAGGUUGAAGAUAUGGUUCAAUGCUUUGUUUCUAUCGGAACAGGAGACCCAGGAAAGUUCCCAGUCCAACACAAUAUGGGACCAUUCCUUUACGAAACUCUGAAAAAGCUGGCCACCGAGACGGAAACCACGGCGAGGAAAUUUGCAGCACGCUGGCAUGACUACGGCAAUUAUUUCAGAUUCAACGUUCAACAGGGUCUGCAAGGUGUUGGUUUACAUGAAUGGGAGAAGCAAGGCGUGAUCGAGGCGGCAACGGCUGAGUACCUCGGCCAAGUUGAGCAGAAGUCGCUGAUGCGACAGUGCGUCAUGAAUUUGAAGUCUCCACCAGGGAAAGGGAUUCCUAAUCACAACAAACUUCGAAGUGACUCAAUUUUUCUCCCGCAGCGUCUGCUAGUCCGUGAGGAUUUGGAGUUGUUUCUGACUGAAGCAUUGAAACGAGAGGGAGUCGUUCGUGUCGUUUUGCACGGCCUUCCAGGCACAGGCAAAUCAACCAUGGCGAGAUAUUUUGCGUACAAAAACGGCGAAGACAUGCCAAUUCUUUGGAUACCAGCGACCUCUGAGCUGGAGAUACAAAGAAGUUUCGAGGUCUAUGCGAAACAGAUCUGUGGGGAGGAUGUCGAUCACACGGAGCCCGUGACAUUAGUCAGGCAGAGACUUUCGCAACUUUUCCCUGGCCAUUGGCUGGUUGUGUUUGACGGCCUGGAUGAUCAGUUCGUUAACAUUCAACGAUACCUCUUCGCAGAUAUACCCGGAGGCAAGAUUUUAAUCACAACACGUCGCAAGGAUCUCGCCGGUGAGAUCAGUGCUACUCAUGAACUACAGGUCAAACCUUUAGACAUGAGCACGGCGGAGGAUCUUUUAGAUGCAUACAUUAUGCGGACGCCACCUACGGAAGAUGAGAUGCAUCAAGAAAAAAUAUCUACACAGGAAAGAGACGCUAGAAGGCACAUUGUCAAGGAACUUGGUGGUCUUCCGCUGGCAAUUUCUAUUCUUGGUGCUUCUAUGCGCCCGGGUAACGGAAAUCCAAGGAUGAAUUGCCAAGCGUACCUUACGUGGUCUGACGAAGGGAAAGAUGGACUCUUGCAGAGAGCCCCGAAGUUCUGCGGCUAUUCGUCCUCAGUCUGGAAGGCUUUUGAUUUUGCCUUUCAGCCGAUUUUAUCAAGCAUUGGGGGAAAUCAGCAUGCGGCAUCUGUGGCGUAUUUCGCGGCAUCAUGUGAGAACGCAUCAAGUCUCAAGGACUACUUCCGCUUGUAUCAGCAAUUUAAAACAAAAAAACCGGCCAUAAACAAAACGUCGCUCAGCUCAGGGAUCGCUGCCGUCGAUGUUCUUCGUUUCCUUGAUGAGGAUAUUUUCAAUCUUGCCAUUGACGAUUUGGCCUCUGUGAACAUGAUCACUUUGAACUGGAUAGAAGAUGGGCAUGUCCUUGUGCCUUACAUCGAAAUGCAUUCGCUUGUAAGAAGAUGGCUGGAGCGUCGAAACCUCGAUCGAAGCCUCAAUCACAUUGCCGUGUAUACGGCACCAAAACUCUGGCUCUUGGGUUUCGGCAUGUACGACCAGAUGGAUCGAAGUCAAGUCGCGUUGAAAGCUUUCGAUCCUUUGAUGACGGAACUUAAAGCGUCUCUCGACGGUGGUAUUGAUGCUCUACAUGACAGUUGCGUUCCUGCACCGGAAUUGAUUUUCCCCUUUCUACUCGAAGCGCAGAAGAGCUUGUCUCAGUCAAUUAGUCAUCUACCGGCAGGAUCAAACCAGCAUAGACGGUUACGUGAAUUUUCAGUAAAGUUGGAGUCCGAACUUAUAACAUCCUUUGAGGAAAAUCUCAAAGAUCUCGAUUGGGAUUAUAUUUUUGGAGAUUUUACAAGAGAAUUUGAGGAGCAAGUGGAGUACGCCGUGGAGUCAGACGCCAAGAACCCUGAUUAUUUGCUCAAGGACUUCUUCCUCAAUACAUUGGACUCUCACGGAUGCAUCCCAAUUGCAUUUAGCAUCAACGCUCCCUGGGAGUUUUCCGCGGUAGGGCAGACCAAUCUCAUCGAAGAUAUCCGGACAGAGAUCACAGCGGAAACAGAAAGCUUGCUAGAGAAGUGUCUAAGCCGCGAAGCAAUUAAGCGAGCGGAAGAGAUACUCGACGGAGACUCUUGUGUUGCGAUUGGGGAGUGGGCAAAUGAAUGGAGCGGCGAUGUUGCUGAAAUCGUCCGCCGUUGUCUCGCCAAAGUUCUAACUAGGCUUUAUCCCGGAGCGGACAUGGAAGGAAUCAUUACCUCGAGAUCUCAAGCGAUAGACCCCCCGGACAAAGACAUGAGCUUCGGCGAUUACUUUCAAGCUUUUACAAGCUCAAGCGAUCCCAGAAACGCUUUCUUUGCUAUUCUUCGCCAAGCAGUGAAGAGAGCAGCGGGACAAUUCUUGUCAUCUUCAGAAGUGAUAGACAUCCUGGAUGCCAGACAAGAAGCCUUCAGGGACGGUUGCGAAGCUGCCGUUCGAAGAGCCUUAGGCGAUAGGGCUCAGCAAGCCUUUCAUAACCAGGCGCUCUCGUCUGAAACUGAAACUGGCGAAAUCACAAUCUUUGGAAUGCUCUGGGAGCUCGCUUGGCCUGCGAGGUUUCCUGGAGGUUUGGAAGACUUAAUCGCUGCCCAAGUGUUGAAUCCCAUCUCUGAAGAACUCCAAAAUGCUUCAAAAACUGGAUUCGUCCUCGCGUUGGAGCCUUUUUGUCAACGAGGAUCACAGCCGGGUGCUCCAAGCGUGGCCGAGUCUCUGGCUGUUUCUGUGUUCGACUCGAGCAAUAUAACCAAUCUCUUCCUAAACUGGAUUGCUGCGGGCUGGAUUGACCCUCCAAGUGACGUGGACGAUGACUCUGACGACGGCGAAGGUCCAACACACACUCUGACCUUGGAUGAUGCACAACGAGGCACACUUGAGGCAAUGAAGGCAAUUUACGACAGCCUGGGUGGUAUAAUCGCGCACGAUUCCGCACUCGAGGCGCUGAAACGGACGUUGGAAUGUCGCGAGGAGCUUCAUGGCAAAGUCAUGGGCAGACUCUCUCAACCUAAUCUAACGGACCGGACUGGCUUGGGUCCUUUCUUUGCAAAGAUGUAUUUUGAAGACUGUGAUAAAAGCCUUCGCUUUGCAUACUUGGUAUUGGGGGGUACGACUGCCGCGGAGAGCCUGGGUACUCUCGACCGCCUGGCAAAGAAGGAGUCUGAAUGGAAGUUUAAGGGCGAGCAUUAGUCUCAUGUAGGCUUCGCGUCACCGUACCUUGAAAGUUCGCGGCUGGAGGCUACAAUUAAUUUCUCGCUCUCAGAACCUAAGAUUAGAGCACAACUUGAGAUGAUCCACUUGGAGAAGGUUGAGGUUGGGGUUCUAGUUGAA